GUUUUCGGAAGAUGGACAGGGACUCUGCUGUCCUAGCGUCAGGGGGGUGCCAGAACAGAGAAGAGCUUUGACUGGGCUGAGCGGGACAAGACCUCCCUGUAGGGUGGAGGACCAAGAGACCGACGGUGGCAGAACGGAGUGCUCGGGUUGGGGUUGUAAGGGUUUGAGCAGAGCCCGAAGGUAGGGAAGAUCAGUUCCCUUUACUGCUCCAUAGGCAACCACUCUGGUUUUGUGGUGUCUCCGAGCUUCGACUGGAAGCCAGUGGAUUGUGCAGAGGAGCGGGGUGACGUGUUCAACAUUCCCAGGUUCUCCCAAAGCGGGCUGCGGCGUUCUGGAUAAGGUGCAGGGGUAUGAUGGCACAAGCAGGGAGCCCAGCCAGUGUUGCAGUAGGACCUGCACCGCUUUCUGUGUGAGGAAGGGUCAUACUCUAAAGAUGUUGCAGAGCAUGAACAUGCAGGAGUGAGUCACCGCUUUGAUGUUUUCAGAGAAUGACAGGGUGUUGUCCAGGGUCAAUCCAUGGUUCUUUGCACUCUGGGAUGGGAACACCGUGGAGUUGUCAACCAUGAUGGAGAAGUCUUGAUGUCUUUUGCUUCCCUCCCCCAAUUUGUUUUCCUUGCCAUAAUUCACUGUCAUGCUGACCGUGUGCGCUUUAAUAUUUGUGAUAUUUAAUCAUUACAUUUAUGAGGUUUCUGAACCCUAAUAUGGACUGGACAACCAUUGACAUUAUCUGUCAAUCAUUGACUUUCAUACAGCCAAAGACAACCAUCUGUAUGGUACGACUACAGGGAUUUGUUGCACGUUUUCCAUUGAAAGCUUCUGGUGAUGUACAAUAAUGAGGGUAAACAUGUCUCAUGGCGAAGGAGCUUUCAAAGUCCUCGUCGAUUGCUGAGACUUCUAACAUUUGUAGGAAAUCCAGGGAUUUGGUUGGGAUUAGCUGUAGAUUACUGAUUUAUGUCUGACCCAUCUGCAUAUUGUGGAGAUUAACAUGGACUCGAGGAGCGUAAUCAAAUGCCGGGACAGGGGGAGGUUUGACCACACCAUGUAUUGAGAGAUUGUGUGACUAACUGGGGUUAAACCCGAAUCAUGUGCAUGCCAUAAGACUGUUAUCCCGCUGAACUGAAGCCUAACCUAGGUCUCAUGUAAGGUUAUUCCUCAUGCAAGAGUAGUUCACAGAACUACUGUAGCUCUGUUUGUUGGCCAUUGCAGUUUCAAUCAGAAGUCAUUAUUAUAAUGUUCCUAGACAACAUUGUGUACGUUUUAUAGCAGCCAUGUUGGUGCCUCCUGGGUAAUUUUUACCAUUAACAGUCCAAAGAAUUAGCAGAAUUUUAAACCAAGCAACAGAUGAUCAACAAGAGUAUAUUUGAAUUGUCCAAGCAGCAACAUGGCUUCCAGCUCUAAAGUUGUCCAAAGCUCUCUUUUUUUCCCCCCCUUUUUUUAAUAUGACUGAUGUCACAUAAGGAACAAACACACACAAUGGGAGGACAAGCACUGUCUUUGAGCCAGUUUGAUUCUGUCACCGUUUCUUUGGUUGUGCUGUGCUAUUCCUUUGUGUAGCCACAGGCAGUCUGAGAGCCUCGCCAGUCGGUUGGUCUACCCAACACUAUCAUAUGGAUGGCACAAGGAUGUAUUGCACAACCUCUUUAUCAAGCCUGUCUUUAACAGAGUCAUUGGACAGUGAGUUGAAGUUGGGAGACUGGUUGGGUCUGCUUGGGUGUCCAGUGCUGCUCGUGGAUGGGCUUUAUAUGCUGUUGUCCUGCCCCUGUCCUUUUGAGGAAGAGAGAGCGGAGGAGGAUGAAGAGGAAAAGGAGGGGGGUGUGGUGCUCGAGGAACCGAGGAUUAAGAGCUGGUUUAAAGAGGUAUUUAAUGGUAGAGUUGUCGUCAUGCAGAGUUCAUGUCCAUCCCGCCCUUGUCCUUUUGAGGAAGAGGAUGACGAAGAGGCAAAUGAGGGGUGUGUGGUGCUAGAGGAGCCGAGGAUUAAGAGCUGGCUGAGAGCGGUGUUUAACGGCCCGGCUCUCCCUAUGGCCACAGUGGACAUCAAGAACCCCGAGAUUAACAAUGUGCGCUUCCACAACUCUCAGCAGCAGCUUCCCCAGCCACACCACAUCAACAACAUGCUGCACAGCAGCCUCAGCAAGAAGGAGAAGAAAGUCAAGUGCAAGAGGAAGAAGCUCACCAAGGCAGACAUAGGCACCCCCAGCAACUUCCAGCACAUCGGCCAUGUGGGCUGGGACCCAAACACAGGCUUCGAUUUGAAUAACCUGGACCCAGAGCUGAAGAACCUGUUUGACAUGUGUGGCAUCUCAGAGGCGCAACUCAAAGACAAGGAGACCUCCAAGGUCAUCUACGACUUCAUCGAAAAGAAAGGAGGGGUGGAGGCUGUCAAGAACGAGCUCCGUAGGCAAGCCCCACCACCCCCUCCUUCUCGGGGAGGCCCACCUCCCCCUACCCCGCCCCACAGCUCGGGCCCAGCUCCCCCACCACCACCAUUGCGAGGUGGCCGGGGUGCCCCGCCACCUCCACCCUCUCGAGCCCCCACCUCGGCCCCUCCCCCACCUCCGGCCUCCAGGCCUGGUGCCCUAGGAACCCCCUCCACCCCCGCCCCCACCAGAGGGGGCCACCACCAGCCACCACCACCACCUCCACCCUUGCAUGCCAACACAGCACCCCAGGCCCCACCACCACCUCCCCCACAAGCACCACCACCCUCCGGUUGUGGAGCCCCUCCACCACCUCCUCCACCACCCCCACCUGGACCCCCGCCCCCUCCAGAGGUGGACUGUGGUGUGCCGUUGUCCCGCUCACCACAGGGCACGGGGGGUAAGUCGGCCCUGCUGGAGCAGAUCCGUGGGGGCACCCAGCUGAAGAAGGUGGAGGCACCGGCCUCCAAACCACCGGCCACCACUGUGGGGCGCGAUGCGCUGCUUGACCAGAUACGGCAGGGCAUCCAGCUCAAAACUGUACCAGACGGCCCAGACUCUGGCUCCCCUACACCAGCACCCUCGGCAGGCAUAGUGGGGGCACUUAUGGAAGUAAUGCAGAAGAGGAGCAAAGCCAUCCACUCCUCAGAUGAAGAUGAUGAUGAUGACGAAGAGGAUUUUGAAGAUGAUGACGAAUGGGAUGACUAGUUAAGUCUUCCCCCCCCCCCCCCCACCUGAGCACAACUGACACUAAACUGAUCCUAAAAUCUUCCAAAACCUGACUAAAAUUGUAAUGUAAAUGUUCCAUGAAUUUGGUGUAUAUUUAUUGUUGCCUUUUUAUUAAUCUGUGCAAUACCUUGUUCAUUUAAUCUGUAAAGUCUUUUUUUUCCACAUA
Oncorhynchus gorbuscha (pink salmon) is the source of this 3312-nucleotide messenger RNA. Its product is annotated as neural Wiskott-Aldrich syndrome protein-like. NCBI's taxonomy places the organism in Eukaryota, Metazoa, Chordata, Actinopteri, Salmoniformes, Salmonidae. The record is from RefSeq and is a predicted model, not a curated record. Gene Ontology annotation, biological process: regulation of Rho protein signal transduction; actin filament organization. The coding region runs from base 1608 to 3125 and encodes 505 amino acids. Gene Ontology annotation, molecular function: small GTPase binding; actin binding. The transcript has 7 exons.